This is a messenger RNA of Coregonus clupeaformis (lake whitefish), 1665 nucleotides long. Its product is annotated as ankyrin repeat domain-containing protein 1-like. The coding region runs from base 90 to 1004 and encodes 304 amino acids. The record is from RefSeq and is a predicted model, not a curated record. NCBI's taxonomy places the organism in Eukaryota, Metazoa, Chordata, Actinopteri, Salmoniformes, Salmonidae. Gene Ontology annotation, molecular function: protein binding. The transcript is spliced from 9 exons.
AAUGUUGAACUGAGGCCUGCAACCGUAGAGCACAGACAGUUGACACUGGCUAUUGACUGGAGAUCUGAGCUGCCACAUAUACUUGACAAAUGAUGAUGGGUAUUCUACGAGUACAAGAGCUGGUUUCCGGCAAGAAAUGUGAGGGUAAAGAAUCCGGAGAUGUGCAGUAUUCAGAGGGAGAAUACGAGACAUCAGUCAACCAGGAGAAACAAGAUGACCUGAGAUCUCACAAUGACAACCUGGCUGACACAGAUGUCCCAAUGAAUUUAAAUGUAGACAAAUCUGGACAUCUGCGGUUAGAGACAAUUGAUGACCUCCAGAAUAUGCUGCAACUGAGGAAGUCGAGAAAGAGAGUGAGAAGAGUACAAGUUCGCAAGCCACCACCCGCACCAGAGACUGUGCCUUACUAUGUGGAUGAGGUGGACUUCUUCAAGGCCUGUGAGGAGAACAAACUGCCAUUGAUCGAGAGGUAUCUGGAAAAAUCGGGAGAUGUCAAUGCUUGUGACAAUUUCAGACGUACAGGCCUGCACAGAGCUUGCACACAGGGACAUGUGGACGUUGUAAAGAGGCUACUGGAGGCCGGAUCUUUAAUUGAGAACAAAGACAAGCUGGAUGCCACUGCUGUCCAUUGUGCCUGCCGAGGAGGAAGCAUGCUUGUGUUAAAACUGCUGCUCAACCACGACGGCAGCUUCUCUGCCAGGGAUAAGCUACGCAGCACUCCCCUUCAUGUUGCAGUGAGAACCGGACACUAUGAAUGUGCUGAACAUCUCGUCCACUGUGGAGCGGACAUCAAUGCCAAAGACCGAGAAGGUGAUACCCCCAUGCACGAUGCAGUAAGACUGAACAGAUUCAAAAUCAUCCAACUACUCCUGCUUCAUGGGGCCAAUCCAAAACUCAAGAAUUGUGAGGGGAAGUCACCAUUGGAUAGCACUCUGGAGUGGCAGAGUGGGGCUAAAUCUAUUCUCAGCAACUUCAAGGAUGAUGCAAAAACUCCAGUCAAGUAAAGUCCAGUUCAGUUAAAUUGCAUUUUACACAAGUCUCAAACUCAGAAUAAGUAGAUAACAGCAAAGACUAACCCAGUUCCUUUGUGGAGAGUGGUUGUCAAAGUGAGUCUAUCUGUUGAUUAUGGACAUACAGCUUCUAAGGUUUCAAUGAACGCUAGGCUGACUUCAAGACCGGAGUCAUUUCUUGCGAACUAGCAGAGGUUUGUGCUGAAACAAGUAACUUUGCAUUUGCUUCCAAGGAUGUUUGUUUCUUUAUAUGCAGUUUAUUGGAGGUCUGAGAUGCUCAAGAAGGUUGAAAAGGUUGACAAAUAACUAUAUGGGGAAAGAGAAAGUUGAAAGUUUGGAAAAUGUAGAUGGGACUUGACUUAUGACAUCAGCAUGACUAUACUAUGCAUUCAGUUAAGUACUAAAUUGUAGUUUAAUUGUUGAAAAAAAAUACUUUGAAUCAAUAUAUUCUUAAUUUCUCUUUAAUAUAAAAGAACAGUGAGCUGGUGGCUUCAAACUGAUUUAGUGGUAGUCAGUGAGAAUACAGGAUUUGAAAAUGCUUGUAUGAUUCUAAUGCACUUCCUGAAGUAAUUUUAAUUGUUCUACUACAUGUUUACCUUUAACAUUUUGCUUGUUAUUUUACAUUACGUUAUGAAAUAAACAGCAUUGCCGUUGC